UUUUAAUAAAAUAUUUGAUCGUAUUAUCUGUCACAUUGGCAGUUUGAAAAUUUUAUGUGCGCAUAGGCAUGAGCGCAGCUUCUGCACUGAAUCGUCUUCUUUCCAACAAGACCUUCAACUCCCAAACCCAACCCACAAGCGCCAAAGCCUUAACCAACACCAUCCUUGACCUCCUCAAAGCCAAUCAACUCCGCAAAGCCGUUUCCAUUCUCUUUGCAUCCCCUUACCCUGUCCCUUAUUCCUUGUACGCCCGACUAUUCCAGCUUUGCUCUUCAACUCUUGCAAUUGUGGAGGCUCGAAAGGUUGAAUCACAUUUGGUGACAUUCUCUCCGACCCCACCAAUCUUUCUCCUGAAUCGGGCCAUUGAGAUAUAUGGGAAAUGUAAGUGUUUGGAGGAUGCAAAGGAAUUGUUUGACGAAAUGCCUCAAAGAGAUGGUGGGUCUUGGAAUGCAAUCAUUAAAGCUUACACACAAUGUGGGAGCGCAAAGAAAGCUUUGGAUUUGUUUAAGGAUAUGAAUAAGGAAGGAGUUCUUGCAAAUGAGAUUACAUUUGCCAGCGUUUUGGGUUCGUGUGGUGAUGUUUUGGCGCUUUCUCUAUCAAGGCAAAUUCACGGGCUUAUCAUGAAAUAUGGGUUUUCUGGGAAUGUCGUUUUGGGAAGCGCGCUUGUCGAUGUGUACGGAAAGUGUAAGGCUAUGAGUGAAGCGAGGUUGAUGUUCGAUGAGAUUGAGAAUUCUAAUGAUGUUACUUGGAAUGUAAUAGUCAGGCGCUAUCUUGAGGCAGGCAAUGGCAGGGAGGCGGUUAUUAUGUUUUUUAAGAUGUUCCAAACAGAUGUUAGACCGCUAAAUUUUACCUUUUCUAACGCCCUUAUUGCAUGUUCAGCUAUGCAUGCGCUCAAGGAGGGGAUGCAGAUUCAUGGAGUUGCAAUUAAGAUUAACUAUGAGGAGAAUGAGACGGUUUCAAGUUCUCUUAGUAAUAUGUAUGCGAAGUGUGGGAAAAUAGAGAGUGCUCGGAUGGUUUUUGACCAACCUGGUGAAAAAGAUUUGAUAUCUUGGACUUCAAUAGUCUCAGCUUACGCAAUUAGUGGGAAAACAAGAGAGGCCAGGGAACUUUUUGAUGAGAUGCCUGAACGGAGUGUUAUCUCAUGGAACGCUAUGUUGGCGGGGUACACUCAUUCUCUCCAAUGGGAAGAGGCCUUAGAUUUUGUUUGUUUAAUGCGUAGGACAACUGAAGACAUUGACCACAUCACCCUAGGAUUACUUUUGAAUGUGUGUGCUGGUCUUUCAGAUGUUGAAAUGGGAAAACAGGUCCAUGGGUUCAUUUAUAGACAUGGUUUCAGUUCCAACAUCCUUGUUUGCAACGCUCUUCUUGACAUGUAUGGAAAAUGUGGGAACUUGAAAAGUGCUAGAGUUUGGUUUUACCAAAUGAGUCAAUCACGGGAUAACAUUUCUUGGAAUGCAUUGUUGACCAGUUAUGCCCGCCACCGCCAGAGUGAACAAGCUAUGAUGAUUUUUGGGGAGAUGCAAUGGGAGACAAGACCCAGUAUCUUUACUUUUGGAACUCUAUUGGCAGCUUGUGCAAAUAUUUUUGCACUUUGUCAAGGAAAGCAAAUACAUGGGUUCAUGAUUAGAAAUGGAUAUGAUAUAGAUAUUGUAAUCCGAGGAGCUCUGGUUGACAUGUACUCUAAAUGUCGUUGUAUUGCAUAUGCUGUCACAGUCUUUAGAGAGGCAGCUUCCCGGGAUGUGGUUCUUUGGAACUCCAUAAUUUUGGGAUGCUGUCACAAUGGAAGGGGUGAAGAGGUACUUAAAUUGUUUGAAUUAAUGGUGGAGGAAGGGAUUAAGCCAGACCAGGCUACCUUUCAAGGCGUAUUGCUUGCUUGUAUUAUUGAAGGUCGUGUUGACUUGGCUAGCCAGUAUUUUAAUUCAAUGAGCAAUGAAUAUUGUAUUAUACCUCGGUUGGAGCACUAUGAGUUUAUGAUUGAACUCUUCAUUCGGUAUAGGUGCAUGAAUGAGCUUGAGGAUUUUGUUAAGGGGAUGCCAUUUGAUCCCACUGCCUCCAUUCUUGCAAGAGUUUUUGAUGCUUGUAAAGAGCAUGGAUGGUCAAGGUUGGGAAAAUGGGCUGCUGAACAGCUUAAUGAAUGAAUCUUUUUACUCCUUUGCAAUUUGAAGGCAGAGAUAAACCAAUCUAGGCUAGUUGUGAUCACCAAAUUACAGACAAGGGAAUCUUAGUAUGCCUUGCAACUGCAGGUAACAGACUUCAAGUUCUCUUGUCAUAAGUGGAUUUAGUAUGAGGGACAUUGGUGUUAAAACUGGGGUCAAGGGCUCAUCCAAAAGUUACAUCAUGGUGACAUGCCCACUAACAUAUCACCUGCCAUUUCUAAAGAUAGAUUUUUUAUAGCAUUUUUGGGAUUGUUGGAAUUGAUUAAAGCAUCAUGUAACUGAGGACCUGCCAAUGCCCCUGCUAUUUCAAUUCCUUCAGAGACUUAGAAUUCAAAAUAUUUGUCUGUGAACAGGUUAGAGACACACUCUUUAACUUCCAACGCAGAUAAUGAAAAGUUUCCUCAAUUUUACUUGAAACAAUAAAUCAGUUGCAAUGACGCUCCCGUCUAUAUAUGUUUGGCAGACUUCAACUAUAUAGGGAUCUCUGAAUUUAGUAAAUGACAAGAAUGUUAUUUACUCUAGCUCAUUCAUAGGAGCAGUGGAAUCAGUCGCACAAUUAAGGUUAAAUCUUUGGGUUUUAUCAUCCGCAAGUAGGAAAGGAUUGAUGAUUGUGCCUAUUCAUGGUCAGAAAUGCAACUUCAAAGCUUCAAGGUCAGCUGUGUGAUUAAGGACAAACUUGGAGUUAAUCAAAGCUUAGCCCUUCUCUUUGGCUUGGUACCACCAGCAGUGAGUAGGGUUGGUGAUGCUUAUGGAGCAUCGUUAGGUGCUAUUAACGGUAGGGAGAGGAGGAAUGAUACUGGUUCUCCCAUGAUUUCUCUCUUCAAAAGUUGAGUAAGAGAGAUUACAUGAGAAAUUGGUUAGGAAAUUGUGUGUGUGUGUGUAAAUUUUUGUUAAUUGAUUUUUGUUCAAUUUGGGUUUAUUUUGUUCCUCUAUUCGUUAGAGUUGGACAAAUGUCUGAUUUGGAGACAAAAACUUGGAAUGCUUGUUGUAUGUAAAUAAUAUUAAGAGAUGAUCAUUCUUAUCUCACCUGGGAACUAAUCUUAUCAUCAUUUCUGUAAA
This is a messenger RNA of Hevea brasiliensis (rubber tree), 3215 nucleotides long. Its product is annotated as pentatricopeptide repeat-containing protein At3g26540. Lineage: Eukaryota; Viridiplantae; Streptophyta; Magnoliopsida; Malpighiales; Euphorbiaceae. Gene Ontology annotation, biological process: RNA modification. The record is from RefSeq and is a predicted model, not a curated record. Gene Ontology annotation, molecular function: protein binding; RNA binding. Bases 69 to 2138 code for a protein of 689 amino acids. The transcript is spliced from 2 exons.